Messenger RNA from Ceratosolen solmsi marchali, 1322 nucleotides. RefSeq names its product cholesterol 7-desaturase nvd (gene nvd). Gene Ontology annotation, molecular function: 2 iron, 2 sulfur cluster binding; oxidoreductase activity. Gene Ontology annotation, biological process: cholesterol metabolic process. Gene Ontology annotation, cellular component: cytoplasm. The transcript is spliced from 4 exons. The annotation marks the transcript as partial. The record is from RefSeq and is a predicted model, not a curated record. Lineage: Eukaryota; Metazoa; Arthropoda; Insecta; Hymenoptera; Agaonidae.
UGUUGGUAUGUACAUGUGAGUCCGUAUACUUUUCAGGAUCUAACAGUGUCGAAUAGUAGAUCCACGAGUCUAUUAGAACGGUAUAAAAUAAAAAAAAAUCGUCAAAUCGGUCAACUACCACCAGUUUAUCCCAACGGUUGGUUUGGUCUACUUGAAAGCUCUGCAUUAAAAAAAGGACAAGUCGAGCAUGUUGCAGCUCUUGGUGAAAACUUCGCUGUCUUUCGAACCGAAAGUGGUACAGUACGCAUCAUAAAUGCAUACUGCCCACAUUUAGGAGCAAACAUGGCUGAGGGCGGCCAAGUUAAAGGAGAGGAAUUGGAAUGUCCUUUUCACAGUUGGCGCUUCUGCGGUGAAACUGGAAAAUGUUCUGGCAUACCAUACUCCAAAAGCGUGCCAGCAACGAUCAAAACAAAAGUGUGGAAUAGUCUGGAAGUUAACGGAAUAAUUUUCGUUUGGUAUCACGCUGAAUUCGCAUCACCCAACUGGUGGCCACAGCAAAUUGAAAAAAUAUCAAAUGGGACUUGGAAGUAUCAUGGGCGUAACGAAUUUUACGUUAAUUGCCAUAUCCAAGAAAUACCGGAAAAUGGUGCAGACUGGGCACACCUUAGCGCAGUCCACGGUCCCUCCGUACUCGCUACCGAUUUCAUCUCUAAAAUUGUCUAUCACUCGUGGACCAAUGUAGCUUGGACGAGCAAAUCAUCGGAUUCUCAGAAAAGCUCGUCUUUUCUCAAUGAAUUGGACAUAAGUGAAGGGCCCUCGGAUCAAGAAGGGAGCAGAGCUCACAAAGCUACCAGUCGUCUACGGCACAAUCUUGUUCUCUUCAAGAAGUUUUCAAUCCUCCAGCUGGACGUUGAGGCUAGUCAAAUUGGCCCGGGUUACGUAGAGUUACACAUCGACACUUCAUUCGGCCCAAUGUGUAUUAUACAAACAGUGACUCCCUUACAGCCACUCCUACAAAGAGUCACUCACCAAAUGUACGCGCCGAUGCUGGUCGCGCCUUAUUCGAGGAUAGUGCUAAUUGGAGAAAGUAUGAUGUUCGAAAGGGAUGUAUUAGUGUGGAACCAUAAGAAGUACGUGGAAAAUCCAAUGCUGGUUAGUGAAGAUAGAACAAUUAAGGCCUAUAGGAGGUGGUACAAGCAAUUCUACUCGGAAAGCAGUCCUACGUACAAAUCAUGCAGGAACACUAUAGAGUGGUAGUUUAAAGAGGCCAGUUACAUUGAAAAGCCAGAGUAAAUUUUAUUUAUUGUUAUAUUUUUAUGUUAGACGCUUAUUGACGAUAAUUGCUUAAUGAGGAACUUUAAGCAACAGAUAAUUUGCAAGAA